AUGUCAGAUAAUUAUAAUGAAUUAUUUAUUAUUGAUUUAGGAUUAUGUAAACCUAUAAAUAAUUUACAAGAUUCUGAUAAAAAAGAUGAUAAUAUUUAUGGAGUUUUGCCUUAUAUGGCACCUGAAAUAUUAAGAUAUAAACCUUAUACUCCAGCAAGUGAUAUUUACAGUUUCUCAAUGAUAAUGUGGGAAUUUAC
Messenger RNA from Rhizophagus irregularis DAOM 181602=DAOM 197198, 197 nucleotides. NCBI's taxonomy places the organism in Eukaryota, Fungi, Glomeromycota, Glomeromycetes, Glomerales, Glomeraceae. The record is from RefSeq and is a predicted model, not a curated record.